Messenger RNA from Ostrea edulis (European flat oyster), 2079 nucleotides. Its product is annotated as phenylalanine--tRNA ligase, mitochondrial-like. NCBI's taxonomy places the organism in Eukaryota, Metazoa, Mollusca, Bivalvia, Ostreida, Ostreidae. The coding region runs from base 649 to 1782 and encodes 377 amino acids. Gene Ontology annotation, biological process: phenylalanyl-tRNA aminoacylation. The transcript has 6 exons. The record is from RefSeq and is a predicted model, not a curated record. Gene Ontology annotation, cellular component: cytoplasm; mitochondrion. Gene Ontology annotation, molecular function: tRNA binding; phenylalanine-tRNA ligase activity; ATP binding.
AUUUUUGUUGGCCAGUUUAUGUAUGAAUUUCUAAAAAUGGCUAUUUUGAUCAAGGACAACAUUGUUGAUGUGGUUUAAGACGCCGUUAUGUCGAAUUAAUAUAAGCAGUACUUUAGAGGAAAUUCGAAUAAUUCACAUGCAUGUAUGAUGCAGCAGAUAAUUUUGGAGAUAUCUGCUUAGCUAUGCUAUUUUGACUGUGUAGACGUCAAUUGAAGUAUUAUAGCAAAACCAAAUUGACGUAUAAUGAAUCAUCCGUGUCAGCGUAACACUCGUGUACAUGUAUGAUACAUGUACAUAUAAGUGAAGUACAUGUAUUAGUGACAUGGUUUGUAGUUGACCUAAUUUCACUCUCACCCCGUAUGGAAUUUACUGACCAAGUAAUAUGUUGACGGUGCUACUGUUUGAGCGAGCGCAACUUCAUGGUAUUUUUUGUAUAGACUGACCAGAUGGAAGAGAAUCUCACAAUCUGCCCUUUGUAUUCCUACAUGUGUAUAUGAAAGACAGUUUUUACAGACAUCACAAAAUUCACAGCAUUUAUUCACAAAGAAAUUUUCAACUAAACCCAGCUCUGAAGUGAAGUCUUUAGAUAUUUUAGGAAACACAUAUAUCACUGAUUUGUCUACAAACAUUACUCCCAAAAUAUUGGAAAUGAUCGGCAAGAACCUACACUGUAAGCAUAAUCACCCAUUAAAUUUGAUAAGUAGAAGAAUUGAAAAUUACUUCAACAACAACUUUAGGAAUAGUUGGCGAGCACCAAUGUUUAGUAAGUUUGACCGGAUUAGUCCAGUUGUGACCUUGACCCAGAAUUUUGACAGUUUACUUGUGCCUCCCCACCAUCCCAGCAGAGAUUUAUCGGAGAGUUACUACCUGAAUUCUACGCACAUGUUGAGAGCCCACACUUCAGCUCACCAGAGUGAUCUGAUCAAGACGGGAUUGGACGCCUUCCUUGUUCUGGGUGAUGUGUAUCGUAGAGACACUGUAGAUGCCAGUCACUAUCCAGUGUUUCAUCAGAUGGAGGGAGUCAGGCUUUUUUCAAAACAAGAACUCUUCAGUCAUGUAGAGGACGCAUCCAAAGUGACCUUUUUUGAAGAAGGUACAAGAAAUUCAACAAAACAAGAAAGACAUGCAGUGGAAACAUCUUUGUCCUUAGAACAGGAUCUUAAAAAAACCUUGAGGAAUCUUGCAAAUCAUCUCUUUGGAGAGGAUGUGGAGAUGCAGUGGGUAGAUGCUUACUUCCCAUUUACACACCCAUCCUGGGAGCUGGAGAUCAAAUACCAGGGGGAGUGGUUAGAAGUUCUGGGGUGUGGAAUAAUAGAACAAGAACUUCUUACAGCAGCUGGAGCUGACAGUAAGGUUGGCUGGGCAUUUGGACUGGGACUGGAACGGUUAGCCAUGAGGUUGUACAGUAUACCUGACAUCAGGCUGUUCUGGAGUGAAGAUUCCAAAUUCCUCAACCAAUUUAAUGUUGAUGAACCUGACACAAAAGUUACUUUUAAGCCAUUCAGUAAACAGUCUCCAUGUAUCAAUGAUGUGUCAUUCUGGGUACCUGAAAACUUCUCUGAAAAUGAUUUUUAUGAUAUUGUACGUAAUGUGGGUGGUGAUCUUGUGGAAAGUGUAGAACUUUUUGAUGACUUUGUGCAUCCCAAAACACAACGGAGGAGUAAGGCUUAUCACAUGACCUACUGUCACAUGGAGCGAAGUUUGACUCAAAGUGAGGUCAACGACAUUCAUAAGAACAUCAUGGAGGAAGCUAUCAGACAACUGGGUAUCCAAGUGCGAUGAAAUUCUGUGUUAUUUCUAAAAUGUGUCAUCAUUGUUAACAGUGUAAAAAGAUUUUAUUGUUGAACUCUGUUAAAUUUGAUAUUAUCUACACUAGAAUACAAAAAUGAUUAACCAACAGGAAAUGUAUCUUUUUCAUAUCAUAUAACAAUGUUUUUUUUAAAAAAUGUUCGACAGAACUGGUAAGUGGUUGUACCUUUGAAGAUCUGAUUACCACAUAAAGUGGACAUUUCAACACUUUGACUGCAAAAAUAAUUAUAUAUUACAUGUAGCUAAAACAUAAAACAAUCUCAAACAUCA